AUGGCGUCAGCACCAGAAGAACCCCUACCUGAAGGAUGGGAAGCCCGCAAAAGUCGAAGCACUGGUAUGACUUAUUACCUAAAUUGCCACACCAAGAAAUCGCAGUGGGAAAGACCUAAUGCACCAGCUCCUCUAGAAGACGAAGAGGAAGACGACGGAAGUUCCCCUACAGAAGUUCAGUGUAGUCAUAUACUAGUGAAACAUUCUGGAAGUCGUCGACCAUCCUCGUGGAGGGAAGAAAAUAUAAUACGCUCGAAAGAAGAAGCAUUAGAUAUUAUACAAGAAUAUCGUCGGAGGAUCAUUAACCGGGAGUCUUUGUUUCAAGAUCUUGCUCGAGAAUACUCCGAUUGUUCAUCAGCAAAACGGGACGGGGAUCUUGGAAGGUUUAAACGUGGCCAGAUGCAGAAACCUUUUGAGGAUGUUGCCUUCUCGCUCAAGAUUGGUCAACUUAGUUAUCCUGUGGAGACAGAUUCAGGCGUUCAUAUUAUCUUACGAACCGCUUAA
Molecule: messenger RNA, 504 nt
Organism: Parnassius mnemosyne (clouded apollo)
Lineage: Eukaryota; Metazoa; Arthropoda; Insecta; Lepidoptera; Papilionidae
Source: the annotation of a GenBank genome assembly